GCGUAGGAAUCGUCCCCACCUUUGCAGUUCUUCUGUAUAUUUUUCUCGUAAGAGUCCGGCUAAAUGAAUGUUGAUUUAUUUCUGGAAUUCGGAAACAAAUAAUGUAAAUACGAAAUGGGACAAGGGUUUGGCUUUUUAGAUACUUAACAAUAUGUUUACUGACUUCAAGAAGCCUACUAAAGUGGAAAAAAAUGAUUUUAAAGGGGGCUUUUGGAGAUCGUCAAAUUACUAAAAUUAGCUCAUUUUCACUCGCUCUGACUUCAGCAGUCAGACUCAACAGUAUAAGUCUGGUGGAAAAACUGAACUUGGUAGUGAACUGUCAGUCAUUUUAUUGUGUUAUUUAAUAAUCUAACUUACAAUGAGUACUCCUAAACGGGAAUAUGAAAAAACAGACGAAACAACAAGACGGAAAUCUAGUGCAAGAGGUUUGCACAAUACAAGCAGACAAAGUACAGCCACAAAUUCAAGUGUAUUGAUGGUGGGGCCAAAUUUCCGUGUGGGAAAGAAGAUUGGUUGUGGAAAUUUUGGCGAGCUGCGACUUGGGAAGAACCUCUACAACAACGAGCAUGUAGCAAUCAAAUUGGAACCCAUGAAAUCCAGAGCCCCUCAAUUACAUUUGGAAUAUAGGUUUUAUAAACAGCUUGGACAAGCAGAAGGUGUGCCGCAGGUGUAUUAUUUUGGGCCAUGUGGAAAAUACAAUGCUCUAGUCCUUGAACUGCUGGGUCCUAGUCUAGAGGACCUUUUCGACCUCUGUGACAGAAAAUUCUCAUUAAAAACUGUCCUCAUGCUAGCCAUUCAGCUGAUUUCCAGAAUGGAGUAUGUACAUUCGAAACACCUCAUUUACCGUGAUGUUAAACCUGAAAACUUUCUUAUAGGAAGGCAAUCGACUAAAAAACAGCAUAUCACUCAUAUCAUAGAUUUUGGUUUGGCCAAAGAAUAUAUUGAUCCUGAAACCAAUAAACACAUACCAUAUCGGGAACAUAAAAGUUUGACGGGCACUGCCAGAUAUAUGAGUAUAAACACACAUUUAGGAAAAGAACAAAGUCGAAGGGAUGAUUUAGAAGCAUUAGGCCACAUGUUUAUGUAUUUUUUACGUGGAAGUUUACCAUGGCAAGGUCUAAAAGCCGACACACUUAAAGAAAGAUAUCAAAAGAUAGGUGAUACAAAACGGGCAACUCCAAUUGAAGUUUUAAGUGAAAACUUUCCAGAAGAAUUAGCAACAUAUUUGAGAUAUGUACGGCGUCUGGACUUUUUUGAGACGCCUGAUUAUGACUAUCUGCGCAAACUUUUCACCGAUUUAAUGGAGAAGAUGAAUUAUGACUGUGAUUGGCUAUUUGAUUGGGUGGGAAGACAAGUGGCUACGCCCGUUUCAAUCAGUGCUGAUACGACUGGACCCUCACCACAGAGAGAUCAUACUCGAAUAAGACAUGAUACAGGCAUGAACCGGUCGAGUGGCAAUACACGGGGGCAUGCGUGGGGAGAACAACCGCGUCUCUCUGAUAAUUUUCUGGGUGCUAACCUAGCCUCAAAUAGGCAUGGGGGUUCAGUACAGGUGGUUAGUUCAACAAAUGGUGAAUUAGUGCCAGAUGACCCUAAUGCAGCACAUUCUAAUACCCCAAUAACAGCCCCACCUGAAGUAGAAGUAGUUGAUGAAACAAAGUGCUGUUUCUUCAGGCGCCGCAAGAAAAAGAAAGGUCGACAAUCGUAAAGGUGUGGAUCUCAUCAGCUGCUUUUUACUCCUGUUUCUCUUCGAUUAGACUACUGUCAUCAACUAUUAGCUCUAUAUAUUAUUAUUGCUGUACUGUUAUGCCCCCUUUCCACUUUAUUAUAGUCCACAUUGACAUGAAGUCUUGUGGAAUAUACUAUCAGCAGUUGGACUACUCCUAGCGUAAUUUUUUACGCAGGGUUAUUAUUGCUUUCUGCUGCAGGUGCUGCAUGUGUUGGUAUGGAAGACGCAAAAGGGGAAAGAAAAAACGGCAGAAAUGACUCACAGCAUUUGGCCAGACUCAAGAUACAGUUUUGUUACAACGCCAUGACACUUCAUUGAAUUUGGAUGUGGAUUCCUUUGAUGUUCUUGAACCAUCAUGGCACAGAUUAAAACUUAGCCUUUGUUCUCCAGAAACUUAUGGGCAUGUUAAUCAAUCAUUUUUAUGAUGAUUAUCAAAACUUAUAUCUGUUUAUUAUGUAAUGAUGAUGUAUAUGAACUGAAUGACCUUGAAACUUAUGUAGUAAGAAGUUUUUUAAAUUUACCCAUUUGACAUUAAAGACUAUUUCAAAUGUGCCACCUUUAUUUUCCUCUGAAAUUUUCGUUUAUCAAGUUUGAAUUCUCGAUUUGAAGCAAGUAUAUUUAUAAAGAAGUCAGUUGGAGAAGAAAUUACAAGCUUGUUUUCUUUCGAGAGGAAAAAUUAUCAAUUUUGAUAUUUAAAAUUUUGAUCAAUUUAAAUAUAAACAAAAGCUAUUGUUAAUUUUUACUUUAAAAAUCCUAUUCUGAUCUUGAAUGUCCAUUUAAUUAGGAUAAUAGUGUGAAUGCGUUUGAUAGAUAUUAUGAAGAGUGUGAUAUUUUAGUAUGGAGAUAUGAUUGUGUAUGGAGAUGUAUGAAUGUUAUAAUUGUUCAUUUUCUUAUGUAAUAAGAAGUUUCUAUUCAAUUUUGUUUUCUAUGUCCCAUCCAAUUGACAAAAUUGAGUCUGGCCAAAUGCAUUUACAAGUCUUUCAGCUUUUCGGCUAAACAAAAAAUCAGAGAGGCUGAUAUAUAAAUAUAUAUAUAUAAAGUAUAUAUUAUCAUAUUCUGUACAUAGAAGUAACAUUUGCAUGAGUGUAAAUAUUAAAACUGAUUGCAAAAAAAUCAUAAAAGAUGAAAAAAAAGUAGGCACAUUUUCGUUAUGUGUAUAAAGAUGAAAUAUAAAAUCAUUAAUCUGAAUGUAAAAAUGACCACAUUUCAUGAAAUACUGUUAUAAUAAGUAUAUGAUUUGUUCAUGUUUUUUCCCUUCAACAUCACCUUUUUUUUUGUGGAAUAUGUGAACUGUGUCAAGUCAAGGCUAACAAAAUUUAUAGGUUUACAAUCUUAUAUCUUCUAGAUAUUUAUUUAGACACUAUGCAUGAAAUUUAAACAGUAUUUAUGUUGUGUAUAGUACAAACCAAAGUUUCUCUAUAUUCUUUUCUAAUAGUUUCAACUUGUUUUUUUUAGCAGCCAUUAGAAAUAACAGGAGGGGAUUUUGUAAUGAGGAUAGAUUUAUUUAAUUUCAAUUUGUACAUUUAUAAUAUUUUGGUUUCAAAUGAUGAUUUUAACACUGAAUUACAACAUACCAUUUUGGAGGCUGUAUGUGUGAUAUUGACAAUCAGUUUUUAUUAUGAAAAAUUAAACGGACCCAAUUAACAAAUUGAAUAUUUUGGUUCGUGCACUUUUAAUACCACAGAUUUCCAUAGAAAACGGUUUUAUUUUUGUCUUAUAUUUUUUUGUAAAUAGAAAUUGUAAUUGAGUUAUGUUUUAAUGUGAUUCAUUCGUAUUCUCGAUUCUGCUUUCAGUAUUUCGUUUAUUGUGUUGAAGUAGCCAUCCAUACAUACCCUCUCUGAGAGAAACGAGAGAAUAAUUAAAUCAUUAAUUAAUUAAUAGUUUAUAUUUAUUCUUUAGAGUCAAAUUAUCAUUAUUUAUGUCAAAUUUCUUCUUUCUAUGAAUAAUAUAAUUUGCUGCUUUUAAAAAGAAGUGUGUACAAUGUGUCAAAUGAAAAUUCAGUUUGCUAUUCUUUUAGUUUGCGUAUUCUUUAUAGAAUAAAUUGACACAAUUGUGAUAUAAAAGAAAUUAAUUGUACAGAUAUAUUCUUAUUUAAAGAGCUGAUGUAGGUAUGUCAAUAUUUGUGUAUUUCUCUCAUGUGAGAAGGAUGUAUAAGAACAAAUCAAAAUUUGAUUGAAAUAUUCUGUGUGCUGAGUGCCAUCUUUAUCUUCUGUAUAUUAAUCAUAUUUAAGGAAUAGAUUGUAAAAGCUUAAAUAGAAGUCAAAUAUAAAUGGUUUUCAGAAGCUUGUGCAAUUGAUCUCUCUUUUUUUUUUUCUUUUUUUUUUAAAUCUUAAGUAGAAUAAAAUGAUUGACUGUUAAUAAAGUUGAUUCAAGAUAGUUAUUUUAUAAGUAACAAUUAAUAUAAAGAAAUUGGCAUAUAGUUCUUUAAUAGAAAUACCUGCAUGAUUAGCUCAUAUUUUACUUUAGUGCUUAAAUACAAUUUUGUUUAUAACUCAACUAUCAAAUGAAAGUUGAAUUCCUUCUCGUAUGUCUGUUAAUGUAUUAAAAUAAAAUAUCAUGCCUGAGAAUAA
This is a messenger RNA of Patella vulgata (common limpet), 4299 nucleotides long. Its product is annotated as casein kinase I. The coding region runs from base 359 to 1708 and encodes 449 amino acids. The record is from RefSeq and is a predicted model, not a curated record. Gene Ontology annotation, cellular component: plasma membrane; nucleus; cytoplasm. Gene Ontology annotation, biological process: peptidyl-serine phosphorylation; endocytosis; positive regulation of canonical Wnt signaling pathway. The transcript has 11 exons. NCBI's taxonomy places the organism in Eukaryota, Metazoa, Mollusca, Gastropoda, Patellidae. Gene Ontology annotation, molecular function: protein serine/threonine kinase activity; ATP binding.